UUGACAAGAGUGACCACCAUAUAACCAGAAACACCUGCAGAUAAGAACUGGGGUCGCUACUGCAGGUAGGUAUUUAUUUAUGCUAGGGGGCUGGACGUAUGUGUAAUAUAACAGAGGGGAAAUAGUGAGAACAUCCUCAGAACAUCGACACACCAUGGAGAAGAAAAGAGUGGGUACUUCUGUUAUUGUCCUGCUGGCUUUAAUACAGGGUGUUUUGACCUCCAUUGCUGUGGAGGUCAAGCCCUCUGUCAAUCCAGCUACAGCCGGCGACACCGUGACGCUGUCUCUGUCUCCCUCCACGGCUAUCAAAAGUGGAAGCUGGGCAGUGGGAGAGUCUGUCAUCCUCACCUGGAUCGGGGAGCAGCAGGCGGUUUUCCCCAGUCACGCUGGCAGGGCGUCGGUCAACAUCCUCACCGGAGCUCUGACCCUGAGCUCCGUCUCGGUGGUGGACUCAGGAGUCUACGUAGUGCAGGGCAGCGACCCCCAGCUGCAGGCCAAUGCCUCCAUCACUGUUGUGGAGACCAUUUCAAAUGUGACAUUGAGCGUGAAUGAAACCAACCUGAUGGAGUUCAAUGGCUCAGCAGUCGUCAAGUGCUCCGUCUCGUCUGGAUCCUCUCUCUCUUUCCUCUGGAUGAACGGCAGCUCUGAGGUUACAGCCAGUGACAGAGUUCAGCUCACAGUUGGAAACUCCACUCUCACUAUAGUCAACGUGACCCGCUAUGACCGGGGACCGUUCAUGUGUCGUGUGCUCAAUCCUGUCAGUAAUGGCACCAGUGAUGCAUUAAACUUUACCAUCAGCUAUGGUCCAGACACCAUGGCCCUAACAGUGAAUGGAAAUAACAGCACUUCCUUUUCAGUUGGAUCCAAUCUGACCAUGCUCUGUUCAGCUCAGUCCAAUCCUCCUGCUCUGCUCCAGUGGGCCGUCAGAGGCGAGCUCGUGAACACCACAGGUCCACUGUUGCAGCUGUUCAGUGUCAGUGAGGACCAGAGCGGUCCAUAUUCCUGUCUGGCCUUCAACAAUCACACCAACAUGAACAGCACCAUCACCACAAACAUCGUGAUAUCAAAGUCAGGAUCUGAACAACAGGCAGUCAGUGUGUGGCUGCUGCCUCUGCUGUUAUUGUUUGGACCCUUCUUCUCUCCUGCACAUAGCCAGAGUAUACACGCCUCUGAGAACCCCAUACAAGUGGGCAGCAAUGUCACACUUUCCAGCCAGACCGAGGUCACUACAGGGAUAUGGCUGUCGGCUGACAUGGGCAUCAUUGUGUUUAUAGCCUCUGGAAAUGCGAUGAUAGAUAUGGAUUGGAAGGACAGGGUGACAUUUGAUUCAACCACCUCAUCACUGACUAUAAAGUCACUCGAGGUGGGCGACUCUGGAGUGUACAUAUUGGAGGCAUUCAAUUCGUUUCGUGCUAAUUUGACCCUGUCAGUCCAAGUGCCAAUUUCAAACGUGACUCUGAAAGCAAGCGAAACCAACCUGGUGGAGUUCAAUGACACAGCAGUUCUCAUGUGCUCCGUGUCCAAGGGCACGUCCCUGUCUUAUGUUUGGAUGAAUGGCAGCUCUGUGGUCACAGCAGGUGGAGGAGUGCAGUUCAGCAAUGGAGGCGCCAACCUCACUAUUGCCAUGGUAACCCGCUAUGACAAGGGGCCAUUUACGUGCAAUGUGUCCAACGGUAUCAGCCAUGAAAUCAGCGCUCCUGUGCAGCUGAAUAUCAGCUAUGGUCCAAGUAACGUAACAAUGACGGUCAUGCCCAUGAGGCACAUCCACAGAACAGGAAGCAACAUCACGCUGAUGUGCUCAGCUGAAUCCAAACCUCAGGAGACCAUCCAGUGGAUGGUUGAUGGGAUGUAUCUGAAUCAAUCUGGCCCACAGCUAAAUCUGGAGAGUGUUGCAGAGAGCAACUCAGGAAAUUACAAAUGCUUACUCCACAACACGGUCACAUCCAGGUUCGCCAGCGCAAGUGCAAUGAUCAUGGUUUUGGACCCACUUGCAUCAGUCGUGGUGAAUCAAACAGGUGGACCAGCUAUACUUCACAAGUCGUUCACCAUGUGUUGUGAGGUGGUUGGAUCCGUGGACAGAAUUCAGUGGUGGAAGAAUGGUAAUCUCAUUUACGCUGACAAUACAACAGACUUCAGCAUGGGCAACAAGACGCUGACUCUCAACCCAGUCCAACAGUCAGAUAAUGGACAUUAUGCAUGCCAGGCUUUUAAUUAUGUGAGCAACAUGACCAGCAGCCCCUUCAUGGUGGAAGUCAGCUAUGGACCGUAUAUGCCGACUAUCAUGGGUCCAAAUGCGGCAAAGACAGGAGACAAUGUCACUCUCAGCUGCCACGCAUCCUCACACCCUCCCAGCACCUACAAAUGGUUCUUCAAUGGUUCUAAUGUGGCCAAUAUGUCGAAGUAUUACACACCUCCUCUUACCAAAGACAUGAGUGGGAAAUACAUCUGCGAGGCCUACAACAACGUCACUGACAAGAACAGCACUGCGUACACGAUGCUCACUGUUAUUGAUCCUAUCACAGAUGUACAGAUAGAAGCAUCCAUGAAUCUUGCCAUAGAAGGUCACUAUUAUAAUCUAACAUGCAAUGUGACUGGACCUGCUGACCAUGUGUACUGGAUGAAAAAUGAUGAGCCGCUGCAUGAAGACAACUCAACUGUUAUCUCCAAGGAUAACAUGACAGUCUCCUUCAACCCACUGGCAUACAAUGAUACUGGCGACUACAAGUGUAUGGCUAUUAAUGCCGUUGAGAACAUGACCAGCCUUCCUUACAUGCUCCUGGUGAACUUUGGACCGAAGAAGCCCAUCAUUCAAGGGCCAGCUUAUGCCGAGACAGGACGUACCGUUGACUUCGAAUGCUCUGCCAAGUCGAUGCCCCCCAGUAACUUCACCUGGUGGUUCAAUGGCUCCGAGGUGGCCAACACUUCGAUGCUUACAACUGGCCCCUUGUCUUUGACUAUGAGUGGGGAAUACACCUGUGUGGCCUACAAUGCUGUGACGGGGAAGAACAGCUCAAACUCCAAGAUGCUCAAGGUCGUUGAGGCUAUAACGUCAGUGAUGGUCCAAAACACUACGAUCCCGAUAAACAACGAGAACUUCACUCUCACUUGUGUGGUCACGGGGCCUUAUGACAAGAUCCACUGGAUGAAGGACAACAUGUACCUCAACAUGAACUCUUCCAUGGAGGCAGCGAACAUGUCCUACCACAUUCAAAACAACAUGCUGCACUUCACUCCAGUGACACUCCACAGUGACGGGAUGUAUCAGUGUGUUGCCGCCAAUGAAGCUGCUCACCAUAAUAGCUCCUCGUACAUGCUGCUGGUGAACUACGGCCCUCUGAGUGUGAAAAUCUUGACUCAAGAUGCUAUAGUAUUUGGCAUCCCUGUGUCUCUGAAAUGCUAUGCUGAUUCCCGGCCGGAGUGUGAUUUCUACUGGUUCGUGAACAAUCAUUCUUUAUCUGAAAUUACUGGCUCAGAAAUAACUUUCACUCCACUCAAAGACAGCAACUGGAGCUACACAUGUAAGGCUAUGAACCCCGUGACCAAUAUCACCAUGUACAAGACCAAAACCUUCACUAUUGGUCACGCCUCCACCCUCAUCCCAUCCCAAGGCAGUCUGAUGCUGAUGGGUCUGUUCGCUUUGUCAGCCACUGUGCUGUUCGACUGAGUCCUCUGAGAUCCAGUGAUGCUGCCUUUUGCUCCCUCUAUAGUUAACAAUCUUCAAGUAAAAUUAAGGGGAAGGUACUCUAUAGUCAAUAUUUUGAUGCCUUGUUAACACUUUUUGUGAUGUUUUACUGGAAGGCAAAGAAGAAUGUGAAUAUUGGAGUGUGACAGGCUUUGAUUUCAGUUUUUGUUUGAUAUUUCCUUUAAUUUAAUUUAAUUUAAUUUAAUUUAAUUUAAUUUGUCAGUUAUGUAUAAUACUGAAUAGUCAAAUUUACACUGACAGUGGAAGGACAAAUGUCACAUCAUUGUUGUUAUUAUUGUUAUUAUCAUUGCACUGCCUGUUUAGUUUUUCGUGUUAAAUGUUAUCAUCAUAAGCAAGUAAAAGCAGUUCAUAUGGUGGCUGCUGUUUAGGCCCUUGACAAAAAAAAUAAUAAUAAUCCAAAGUUUAACAAGAGUAACAACUCAGUUCUUUUCGAAAUACCCUCACAAUCUUUUGCCAUUAAUUGCAAUUCUUCAUUCUGAUCACCUGUACUUUUUCUUUUGUGUGUGAUGAUAUUAGAACUGUAAGUAAAUGUUUUUUUGUCAAUCAAUAAAAAAUCAACACAAUCA
This is a messenger RNA of Acanthopagrus latus (yellowfin seabream), 4269 nucleotides long. Its product is annotated as carcinoembryonic antigen-related cell adhesion molecule 5-like. The transcript is spliced from 15 exons. The record is from RefSeq and is a predicted model, not a curated record. Bases 155 to 3664 code for a protein of 1169 amino acids. NCBI's taxonomy places the organism in Eukaryota, Metazoa, Chordata, Actinopteri, Spariformes, Sparidae.